Trematosphaeria pertusa is the source of this 1745-nucleotide messenger RNA. RefSeq lists its product as uncharacterized. The transcript is spliced from 6 exons. NCBI's taxonomy places the organism in Eukaryota, Fungi, Ascomycota, Dothideomycetes, Pleosporales, Trematosphaeriaceae. The record is from RefSeq and is a predicted model, not a curated record. The coding region runs from base 1 to 1710 and encodes 569 amino acids.
AUGGCAGACGAGGCAAAUGCACCCGUUGGGACCGAUGCUCCGAUGCCUGUCGAGGAACCGACGCGUCCCGCAGAGGCCCCAGAGGGCGCUGCCGUCGCCGAGGCAAAGCCGGGAGAUGGCGGUGACGUAGUCCCGGCAGUCGACGACGCCGAAGUUCCUAAGACCGUCGCUGCCGCAGAAGACCAAGCCGCCAAAGACGAGACGACGACCGACGCGAAGCCGGACACAACAGAGACAGGGGCUGAUGGAGACGCAGCGCCUGUCGCUGAUGCGUCCGCGACGAACGGUACCCCCGCCUCCAAGAAGGCAAACAACAACCGUCGCAAGUCGACCGGAGGUUCCAUACCCGAACACAAAAAGAAGACACCCAACAAGAAGAAGAAGACACCUGAGCUACAUCUUGACACCCAGCCCGGAGAUAUGUGGAUGGUGGCGAUGCGCGGAUACCAGCCGUGGCCCGUCGUCAUUUGCGACGAGGAGAUGCUUCCGGAGUCGCUGCUCAGCAAGCGCCCCGUCAGUGCGAAGCGCCUUGAUGGCACUUAUCGUGACGAUUUCCUGGAGGGUGGCAAGAACGCAAAGGAUCGUCGCUACCCCAUCAUGUUUCUUGGCACGAACGAAUUCGCAUGGCAAGUAAAUACAGAGCUGCUGCCGUUUGACUUAGAAGACGUCAAGAAGCAGGUCGAGGACGGCAACUCUCAGAAGAAAAACAAGGCUCUCUGGGAUGCCUACGUCGUCGCGUCUGAAAACCAUGACCUGCCAUGGUUCAAGGAUAUGCUCGCAAACCACGAGCAGGCCAUGCAAGAGGAUCACGAAGCUAAGCAGCGCAAGGCCGAGGAGAAGGCUAAGAAGGGGAAGCGCAAGAGCUCUGUUGCCGAGGAGUCUGAAGACGUCGAGAUGGAAGAUGCCGACGAUGAUGCGGCUCCUUCCGCUAAGAAGGCAAAGGCGUCGAAAAAGCGCAAGAAGGACGACGAGAGCGACGGCGAACCCGAGAAGCCCGCAAAGACCCCGAAGACCAAGCUCAAGCUCACCAACAAGCCAAAGGAGGCCUCGACUACGAAACCUAAGAAGGAGUCGAAGCCCAAGAAGGCCAAAGCCAGCGAGAGUGACGAAGCCGAGGCUGCCCCAGCUGAAGAGCCGCCCAUGACCGAAGAAGAACGACUCCAGAAGCGUGAGAAGUUAGUCCUAUACCUACGACACCGGCUGCAGAAGGGUUUCCUCUCGCGCGACCAAGCACCCAAGGACGAGGACAUGCCCAACAUGUCCAGCCACCUCAAGCAGCUUGAGGAGCUCGAAAAUCUCGAGGCCGAAGUUAUCAAGAACACGAAGGUUCACAAAGUCUUGAAAGCCAUCAUCAAGCUCAACUCGAUUCCAAAGGAAGAGGAUUUCAACUUCAAGCACCGUUCCAACAACCUCCUCACCAAGUGGAGUGGUGCAUUGGCGGCUGACACUGAGGCUACGACCGGCGAUGCUUCUGCAGUCGCACCUACCACCAACGGCGUCAAGCAUGAUGAGGAGAAGAAGUCGGAGCCACCCGCAGCCGAGAAGUCAGAGGAGAAGGAGGCGCCCGCUGCUCCAGAGGCCGCUAAGCAGGCUGACGGUGACGGUGAUGUUUCCAUGGCGGAGGCUAAGGAAGACGCUCCUGCAGUCAAGGCUGACGCUCCGGCUAGUCCAGGUGCUGUCGCCAAGCCCACGGAGACCGUUGCUACCUAAGGUAGCAUCCUGGAUUGACGCGAUCGAUGAGAACG